AUGAAGAAUCAUCUUGAGGAUAGUUAUCAACCGGCAUUCAACCCAUCAGCAUAUAAUCCCAAUGCUCCGCCACCUUAUCCGUAUUCGAAUCAGCAGAUGCCUCAGCCUCAACCUAGUGUCACGAUGAGUACUCAACCCCAACCAGGUUUCCAUCAACAACCUGCAGCUCAGGCUCAGUAUACUUUAGCACCGUUUCACUUGGGUGAAAGUUCAGUUCGUAUGGUGUGUCCAAAUUGCCGCAAGGAAAUAAUGACGAAUGUGGCGACUGAGUGCUCGACGAAGCAGCACAUAAUAGCUCUGAUCAUGUGUUUGAGUGGAAUGCUCACAUUGUGCUCAUGUCUGCCGUACUGCUGCAAUGAUUGCAGUCUGUACAAACAUUCCUGUCCGAGCUGUCGCAUGCAUAUUGGAUCAUACAGCCCGUGA
This is a messenger RNA of Planococcus citri (citrus mealybug), 423 nucleotides long. Its product is annotated as lipopolysaccharide-induced tumor necrosis factor-alpha factor homolog. The record is from RefSeq and is a predicted model, not a curated record. Bases 1 to 423 code for a protein of 140 amino acids. NCBI's taxonomy places the organism in Eukaryota, Metazoa, Arthropoda, Insecta, Hemiptera, Pseudococcidae. Gene Ontology annotation, molecular function: zinc ion binding. The transcript has a single exon.